AUGAUUAUUCCUAUUCGCUGUUUCACUUGUGGGAAGGUAAUCGGCAAUAAGUGGGAGGCUUACCUUGGUUUGUUACAAGCGGAGUACACUGAAGGCGAUGCUCUGGAUGCUUUGAAUCUUCGCCGUUAUUGCUGCCGACGUAUGCUUCUUUCUCACGUGGACCUUAUUGAGAAACUUCUCAAUUACCACCCACUGGAAAAGUGAUUGCUAUGUGCUGCGUGUCCUUUUGCUUGUCCACUAUUUUUCUUAUUGUGAUCGAUUACGAGCAUACGGUUGGAGUUUGACUUCUAGAUAUAUUUGAACAAUCUUGUUGAAUUUGAUUUGCGUCACGCAGUAAAGAUGGAAUUCUUAUU
Cylicocyclus nassatus is the source of this 353-nucleotide messenger RNA. NCBI's taxonomy places the organism in Eukaryota, Metazoa, Nematoda, Chromadorea, Rhabditida, Strongylidae. The record is from the annotation of a GenBank genome assembly.